AUGCGCGUCUCCGUCCCGGGCAUCCCCCAAGCUAUCCUCGCAGCCGCAGGCAGCUCACCCGCCCCCUCCCUCCCCGCCGCCAUCGAGCGCAUAUCCACGUUUCUCGCUCCUGGGAAUGCAACAGUCAUAACAGGCGCAGGCGUCAGCGUCGACUCCGGGAUCAGGGCGUAUAGAGGCAAGGAUGGGCGGUACACGAACCCGAACUACAAGCCGAUUUUCUACCAUGAACUCAUAGACGAGACCCCGCGGGGGUACGCGUUCCGGCAGAGAUACUGGCUACGCUCGUAUCUGGGCUAUCCUCCGGUCCGCGACGCCCUCCCGAACACGACGCACUACGCCCUCGCCGCCCUGCAGUAUGCCGGCCUCGUACCGCGGUUGAUCACACAGAAUGUAGACGGGCUGCACCACAAGGCGCUCCGGGGCGUCUGGGAUGAGGCACGCUUGCGGGAGCGGAUCCUCGAGCUACACGGGACGCUGCAUAAAGUCCACUGCAAUCACGGGCACACAGUCGACCGCGAGACGUUCCAGGACUGGCUGUCCGCGGCGAACCCGCAGUGGAAAGCGUACGCGGACGACCUCGAGCGGACGGGGCGGCAGCCACGGACUAACCCGGACGGCGACGUCGUCUUGGAGGGCGUGGAGUACGAAACCUUCGUGGUGCCCCACUGCCCGUCUUGCAUGCUGGAAGGGCGGCGGAACUCCGUGCUCAAGCCAGAGGUGAUCUUCUUCGGCGAGUCUAUCCGCCAGCAAGUACGCGAAAGAUCGUUUGAGGACGUCGAGAAAGGCGACAGGUUGUUCGUCGUCGGGACCACCCUAGCCACCUACUCCGCGUUCAGACUACUCAAACACGCGCUUCAGCUGAAGAAGCCCGUGCUGAUGCUCAACGUCGGCCCCACCCGCGCGGAUAGCAUAGCAGAGUUGGACAAGAUAGACCUCCCUACGAGUGCCGUCCUUCGGGAAGUGGUCAAGGCCCUCGUAGGUGUACGAGCAGUCGAAGAUCCUGUAAUCCGAGAGAUGCUUGCCAGUGGGAUCACCCGACCUCCUCUUGAUGACGACGGGGAGGACGUUACCGGCCCUGGAGCAGCGGGCUAGCCUGCAUGUAUCGUACCCCUGUCAUCCUACGUUCUCGCUGACUCUCCGCGAUUCGCG
This is a messenger RNA of Gloeophyllum trabeum ATCC 11539, 1149 nucleotides long. RefSeq names its product DHS-like NAD/FAD-binding domain-containing protein. NCBI's taxonomy places the organism in Eukaryota, Fungi, Basidiomycota, Agaricomycetes, Gloeophyllales, Gloeophyllaceae. The transcript is spliced from 12 exons. The record is from RefSeq and is a predicted model, not a curated record. Bases 1 to 1092 code for a protein of 363 amino acids. Gene Ontology annotation, molecular function: NAD+ binding.